Messenger RNA from Leptosia nina, 3024 nucleotides. NCBI's taxonomy places the organism in Eukaryota, Metazoa, Arthropoda, Insecta, Lepidoptera, Pieridae. The record is from the annotation of a GenBank genome assembly.
AUGGCAUGGAGUGAGAUGGCGUGGCUCGCGCUCGCCGCCCUGUUCGUCGCGCUGUUCGCGAACGCCACCUCGCGGGCGCCCACGCAAGAACCGAUUCUCUUCGAAGCUGCUUUUCAAGGAAAGUGCGGCGAGGGCAGCCCAUGCGAGCAGCUGUGCCGCGAGCUGCACGACGGCACAUACGAAUGCGGCUGUGGCCCGGGCUUCGUGCUGCACGUCGACGGCUACGGCUGUUUAGAACUCAACGCCACAAAACCAACUGAAGACGUCAAAGAGGAUGUUAUUUACCAAAAGGACGUGUCCUUCUCGGCCGAGUUAGAAGUCGCCCCGUCCAGUAGAAUUAGUAAAAGUAAUAUAUACGAUAUACAUAUCGACACAACAGUUCAACCAAUCAGUAAAGAAGAAAAGAGAGAGAACUAUUCGUUAACAGGAGAGAAGAGUAAGGAGAUAGAUGGAUUGAGGAGUCUGAUAGAGGAUGGUGUUAGUAAAGCAGAUUUGAAUAUAAUUUCUGAUGGGGCCGGAGAUAUUGAUAAGCUGAGGGUAACUACUUUGGGGCCGAGCUUAGAGCAAAAGGUGCCAGGUGGUACGUCAUCGCCAGCGCAGACACAGGCCGUUGAAAUUUGCUCCUGUGACCCUUGUACAGACCCAAGAUGUACCUGCGAACUAAGAAAUUGCAAAACCGAUCAAAAGAUAUCCGCGCCGCGUUUUUCCGGGUCUUCUUGGAUAGCAUUACACGCACUGCGCGGCGCUUAUAAACGGGUUAGAUUACGGAUCCGCGUGAGGCCCGAACGGGCAAGGGGUGUCCUUUUGCUGACUGGCGAGCAUGAUGAUCUAUCUGGCGAUUAUCUGGCACUGAUACUGAGAAACGGACACGUGGAAUUGAGAUUCGACUGUGGAAGUGGUGCCGGGGUGCUCCGGUCACCAGAACCGAUCCGCCUGGGAAGAUGGAACACAAUAUCUGUCUACAGACACCGCUGGGAUGCGUGGCUUAGGCUAAACAAUGGAAAACGUGUUAGAGGACGGUCAAAGGGCUUGUUCUCAAGAAUGACAUUCCGGGAGCCUGUGUGGGUUGGCGGCGCUGGCAACACCACAGGUCUCCAGACCAAAUUAGGACUAACUGAAGGGUUUCUAGGCUGUGUCGACUUCCUUAGAAUCAACGGAGACACGUACAGACUGGUGAAAGAUGCAGUUUCCACAUUGGAUAUCAGUGAAUGUGCUCCGACACUGGCUCCGUGGCGACCAAUAAAUGAAGUCACAAGCGAAAUAAUACCACACCGACACAACGAGUUGGACCACGCGAUCUACGACAUAAACGACAUAGUCAACUUCGAAGACAACGACAUCGUGAUGCGCGACUCGAAGGACCAAAACAAAAUGGACAAUUUCGUGAUGAAAUACAAUGAAAUCAAAAAUAUCAAAUUCGUUAAUGAUAAACGGGAUACGAAGUUUGUUGAUGAUACUUAUAAUGAUUUGAAAGGUGAUGCGAUGAGGAUGAUGAGAGAAGAUUAUUGUGACUGUCAACAUGGCGGCGGUUGUGUGGGGAGAAGUUGUCUAUGUCCUUUGGGAUAUGCUGGUGAUAAAUGCGAGAUUACACUUGAUUUGAAGGUGCCUAGGUUCAACGGUUCCUCCUACCUGCGGUUGCCUGGCUUGGGUAAUUCGGCGCAGUCGUGGCUAGAUAUACAGAUAACAGUGAAACCUACGAAUGGUGAUGGGCUGCUGUUGUAUGACGCCGAAGACCAGAGUGGUGAUGGGGAUUUCUUUUCGCUGCAUCUAAGGGAAUAUUUCGUGGAGUUCGCUUUCGAUUUAGGCUCUGGGAUCGCUCUUGUCAGAUCUGCCUACCCCCUAAAACAAAACGAAUGGCAUAGAAUAUCAGUGAACCGAUCGGGUCGUCACGCCUCCCUACGCGUCCGAUACGACACCGACACGACACACGACGCGUCGCGGUCUGUGACAUCGCGCGGGAUCGCCAAGUACUUAGAGCUACGGCAACCGAUGAUGCUGGGCGGCGCGCCUCAACCGUUGCCCCCGAGAUUGGCGCUGAAGACUUCCUUUAGUGGUUGUGUUGGACAAUUGAUAAUAAAUGAUGAAGAACUAUCUGUAGUUUCAUCGGCUUUGGGAGGCGUGAAUGUUGACAACUGCGACGAACCCAGAAAUAACUCUUGCAACGACAACCUAUGCAGAGAAAACGUUGAAGAAUUAUACGCAAAGAAUGAAACGGAAAACGAAGUUCACCAUUCGAUAGUCCCAAAAAAGGGUUUCAAACUCAAAUACCACAAAGCGAAACCCAAAAAGCGCAACCACAAUUCUCAUAUGGAGAAAUACAAAAGAAAAGGGUUUACAUCGGGUAAAAAACACAUAUCCAGUAGGAGUAACGAAAUUAUGACCGAGGGCCCGGUGUACGACGGACAGACGUACAUGCAAGUGAAAUAUUUGAGUAGUAACGAAAUUAAUUGGGGGGAUACUAAUACCUAUCCCAGUUUUACGGGAACUGACAGCUUUAUUCAUAUCGACGAUGAAGAGACGAUGAAGCGUUUACUAAGCUACACGUUGGAUAUCAAUAUUCGCUUCCGUUCUAUAUCGGCGAACGGUUUACUUGUCUGGAGCGGUAGAGCGCCGCUAGCACCGACGGCGGACUUUCUUUCCCUAGCUGUCGAAAAUUCUGUACUUGUAUUUAGAUACGAUUUGGGAAGUGGUGAAGUAGUAAUUAUAGCUAAUCAUACCAAAGUGGACGAUGGUUUGUGGCACAGAGCGAGAGCGACAAGAAACAGACAAGCGGGUGUCCUAGAAGUGGACGGUUUAGGAUCUGUCGGUAAAAUAUCCCCCGGAAAAUUAAAACAACUGAACACAGAGAAUGGCUUAUACAUAGGUGGCCUCCCGUCCAUAGACAUCAACACAAACGGAAGGUACAAGAGCGGUCUAGUGGGAUGUGUCUCCCAAAUAUCGUUGAGCGGGGACUUUGACAUUCCCUUAACACUGUCAAAACUGCCCCAUACUAUAACUAAUAAUGUCGGCCGAUGUACCCCAUAA